CCAAAUAAUAAUCGGACGCAUAAGUCAAUCACAGUCUCACACAUAAAACCUAGUCCUUCAGCAAUCAUCAAUGGCUUCACUCACCAUUUCCAGACUCCCCUAAUUUCUUUUCUUCUUCUACACCUCAAUCAAAUUAUCCAAAGCAUGUCCUCCGCCACCUCCCCCGCCGCGCCGCUCCUCCGCCCUCGCCAGCCGUCGAACGCGUCGGCCCGCCCCUCGGCGCUCUCCCUCAUCCUCUCCCGGGCGGCGGUCACCACGCAGCGCCGCGGUGCCUCCGUGCUGGUGCGGGAGACCGCCGCCCGCGAGCUGGAGGAGCGCCGUGCCGAUUGGGGGUACUCGAAGCCGGUGGUCGCCCUCGACAUUAUGUGGAAUAUGGCCUUCGUGGUUGUGUCUGUGGUUCUGUUGAUUUGCGCGGCCAACGAGAAUCCCAAUGUGCCGAUUAGGGUUUGGGUGUGCGGGUACGCGCUGCAGUGUUUGGUGCAUGUGGUCCUCGUUUGGGUGGAGUACAGUAGGCGCAAUUCGUGGCGUGAGAGGAGUAGGGGAAGGGAGCAGGGUAGUGAGGAUGAGUAUCAGAGUGAGAAUGAGGAAGAAGAUGAAGAGAGAAAUGGGUUCUUAGGCAUCAGUAACGCCUCCAGUAGCGUGAAGCGAUGUGAAUCUGUCAACACAAUGACAUCAUUUUUAUGGUGGAUAGUUGGCUUUUACUGGGUUGUCUCUGGUGGUGAAAUGCUUCUAGAAAAUGCCCCACGACUAUAUUGGUUGGCAGUGGUGUUCUUGGCUUUUGACGUAAUCUUUGCCAUAUUUUGUGUUGUGUUAGCAUGUCUUAUUGGGAUUGCUCUCUGCUGCUGCUUACCUUGCAUCAUUGCCAUUCUUUAUGCUAUUGCUGGUCAGGAAGGUGCAUCAGAGGCAGAUCUGAGCAUCCUUCCCAAGUACAAAUAUCAAGCCUGCAAAGAUGAGGAUAGGGUAGGCAAUGCAGCUGGCAGAAUGGUUCCAAUUGAAACGAGCAGUGGGCACAUGGUUAACGAGCAAAUUCUUUUGCCUGAAGAUGCAGAAUGCUGUAUAUGCCUCUCACAGUACGAGGAUGGAACUGAAUUACAUGCUCUCCCUUGUAGCCAUCAUUUCCAUUCUACAUGCAUCGUGAAAUGGCUUAAGAUGAACGCCACCUGCCCGCUAUGCAAGUACAACAUCCUCAAAGGGAACGAUCAAGUUUGAAACAAAGUGGCCAAUACGGAAACCAAACCUUAGGCCGAUUCUGGUAUUUGAUUCAGCUUGUCUUUUGCUUUGAUGCUGUGAAUGUGCUCUCCUCUAUAGUUGCGACAAUAAGGAGCAGCUUUCUGUAAAUUAAUCUGUGCCUGAGGCCCUUGGCUAAAUUUUUCUAGUCAAUCACAUACAAAAAAGUCUCCGCCCCUGUAAAUCCAUGUGAUACAUUGUUUGUCUUAGUUGAUGUGUAAAGAGAUUUUAUGUAUAAACGUGUAUAGAAAUGCUAUCUGUUGUAGUGCUCACUAGAAA
Messenger RNA from Salvia miltiorrhiza (redroot sage), 1506 nucleotides. RefSeq names its product E3 ubiquitin protein ligase RIE1. Bases 145 to 1209 code for a protein of 354 amino acids. The record is from RefSeq and is a predicted model, not a curated record. The transcript has 5 exons. Lineage: Eukaryota; Viridiplantae; Streptophyta; Magnoliopsida; Lamiales; Lamiaceae.